AUCCAAAAGGGUUUGAAAGAAGGGCACCAUGAAGAUGUAUGUCAGCAUGAGCUAUGGUUUGGUGGUGUUAUUGCUUCUGAUAAUCUCCUUAUGGUGCAUCGAGGCCAAGAUGCAGCAACUAGAGGUUCAACAGCUCCUGAAGCGAUUGAAUAAACCUGCCGUCAAGAGUAUUAAGAGCCCAGACGGAGAUAUCAUAGACUGUGUCCGUAUCUAUGAUCAGCCAGCCUUUGAUCAUCCUUUGCUCAAAAAUCACACUAUCCAGAUGAGGCCAAGUUUUCCCCCAUCAGGCCUGCUUGAUGAGAAUGAGGAAAGUAGCUCCAUACCUCAGCUUUGGCAUCAAAAUGGGAGGUGCCCCGAGGACACCAUCCCUAUUAGGAGGACCAAGAAAGAUGAUGUGUUGAGAGCCAACUCUGUCGAAAGAUAUGGGAAGAAGAGCCCAGGGACAAUCCCAAAUCCCACUCCUUCAUAUUCGCAAGUGUUUCUCAAUGGACAUGAGUUUGCGAUUGUUUUUGCAAGGGGCGGUAAGUACUAUGGCGCAAAGGCAACCAUAAAUGUGUGGAACCCUACGCUGGAACAGACAUAUGAGUUCAGUAUGAGUGAGCUUUGGCUUAUUGCAGGUCAUACUGAACAACUCGAUGCUGUCGAAGUUGGUUGGCAUGUUAAUCCAGGUCUAUAUGGAGAUAAUAGAACAAGACUUUUUACUCUUUGGACUAAUGAUAGUUUCCGGUCAACAGGUUGCUACAAUCUAGACUGCUCUGGGUUCAUUCAAGUCAACAAGGACAUAGCUUUAGGUGCCGUCAUCAGCCCUAUUUCUAGCUAUGGUGGACCCCAAUAUGAAAUCACUUUAUUAAUCUGGAAGGAUCCGAAGUCGGGGAAUUGGUGGCUGCAGUAUGAGAAUCUAUCUCCAUUGGGCUACUGGCCUUCUUCUUUGUUCCGCUAUUUGUCAGACAGUGCCUCCUUGAUAGAAUGGGGAGGGGAGGCUUUGGACCUAAAAUCUAAUGGUGGGCACACCUCCACAAAGAUGGGCAGUGGCCAUUUCCCAGGAGAAGGUUUCGGCAAAGCAAGCUACUUCAGAGACAUUCAAAUAGCUGACCAAUCCAACCAUUUUCAAGCUCCUCAAGGAAUUAACAAUUUCAUCACAAGACCCUCCUGCUAUGAUGUGCGCCAUGCCGACAAAGGUUACAUCUACUAUGGGGGACCUGGUAGAAAUCCCAAUUGUCCAUAA
Molecule: messenger RNA, 1225 nt
Organism: Elaeis guineensis (African oil palm)
Lineage: Eukaryota; Viridiplantae; Streptophyta; Magnoliopsida; Arecales; Arecaceae
Product: protein neprosin-like
Source: RefSeq, a predicted model, not a curated record